CGAUGGCUGGGCCCGAGCCUGGGGGCCGCGCGGCGGGAUCAGUAACAUUCAAAGACGUGACUAUGGCCUUUACCCAGAAGGAAUGGGAGCAACUAGAUCCUGCUCAGAGGAGCUUGUACAAAGAUGUGAUGCUGGAGAACUACAGCAACUUUGCCUCAAUGGGGUAUCAAGCUGCCAAACCAGACAUGAUCUCUAAGUUGGAAAAUGGAGAAGAGCCAUGGUUGGGGAAGGGGAUAAGACCCAGACAAGGUGGCCUGAGUAAAAUAGCAAGACCUAAGCAAAUAGGAGCCAAUGGAAAAGAAGUCCAGCAAGAUGAUGACCAGCUAGAGAGUCACCAGGAAUCUCAAAACAAACUCCUUACAGAAGGUACAUUCAAGAAAAAAACUCUGACUAAGAAGAAAGGCCAGAAGUGUAGUUCACUGGGGGUAAAAAAUGUGCAUACAACAAAAGUUUCUUCCAAAAAAAAGCUUAAUUCACAGGGAAAGAGUUUGAAACAGAAUUUAGACUUACCUGAUCAUGUAAAAAACGACACAAAAAAGAAACCUGAUGUAGCUAAAGAGCACAGGAAAUCAUUUAGCCAUAGCUUAUCUGAUGCAAAGAAAGACAAAAAUCAAACUGGUAAGAAACAGAAAUUAUCCAACCACAGUUCGUCUAAUAGGUGUGAAAAAAAUCAAACUGGCAAGAAACAUGAGAAAUUAGUUCAUCAUGGAUCGUCCCAUACUAAAUGGGACAAAAUUAAAACUGGAGAGAAACAUGAAAAAUCAUCCAGCUGUAGCUCAUCUCCUACUAAGUGUGACACAACUCAAGCUAAAGUGAAACCUUAUGAAUGUAAUCAGUGUGGGAAAGUUCUCAGCCAUAAACAAGGACUCAUGGACCAUCAGAGAAUUCAUACUGGGGAAAAACCAUAUGAAUGUAAUGAAUGUGGGAUAGCCUUUAGCCAAAAGUCACACCUUGUUGUACAUCAGAGAACUCACACUGGAGAAAAACCAUAUGAAUGCAUUCAGUGUGGCAAAGCCCACGGUCAUAAACAUGCCCUCACUGACCAUCUAAGAGUUCAUACUGGGGAAAAGCCUUACAAAUGUACUGAAUGUGGGAAAACCUUUAGACACAGCUCAAAUCUUAUUCAACAUGUGAGAUCUCAUACAGGUGAAAAGCCCUAUGAAUGUAAGGAAUGUGGAAAAUCCUUUAGGUAUAACUCAUCUCUUACUGAACAUGUGAGAACUCAUACAGGUGAAAUACCAUAUGAAUGUAAUGAAUGUGGAAGAGCCUUUAAGUAUAGCUCAUCGCUUACAAAACACAUGAGAAUUCACACAGGUGAGAAACCCUUUGAAUGUAAUGAAUGUGGGAAAGCUUUCAGCAAGAAGUCACACCUCAUUAUACAUCAAAGAACUCAUACUAAGGAGAAACCCUAUAAAUGUGAUGAAUGUGGAAAAGCCUUUGGACAUAGCUCAUCCCUUACUUACCACAUGAGGACUCAUACGGGUGAAAGUCCCUUUGAGUGUAAUCAAUGUGGGAAGGCCUUCAAACAAAUUGAAGGCCUUACUCAACAUCAGAGAAUUCAUACUGGUGAGAAACCCUAUGAAUGUAAUGAGUGUGGGAAAGCCUUUAGCCAAAAGUCACACCUCAUUGUACAUCAGAGAACUCAUACUGGGGAGAAACCCUAUGAAUGUAAUGAAUGUGGAAAAGCCUUCAAUGCAAAGUCACAACUUGUUAUACAUCAGAGAUCCCACACUGGAGAGAAACCCUAUGAAUGUAAUGAAUGUGGGAAAGCCUUCAAACAAAAUGCAUCCCUUACCAAACAUGUGAAAACUCAUUCAGAAAUCUCAUAAGUGAAAUAAAUGUGGUAAAUCUUUUAACCAAACUAAGGGUUUUAUUUAACCUUAGAAGUAUUCUGAAUUUAAAAGAUGUUAGAAAACCUUUAACAAGAAGUCACACUUCAUAGCACAUGAGAGAAUUUGAAAAUGAAUCUUCAUAUAGAAGCAAUUGAGAGUUUAAACUUGAUACUAAACCUUUUAUAGAAAAUAUUGUUUUAAAAACAUUUAAUUACUGUAAAUGACC
Molossus molossus (Pallas's mastiff bat) is the source of this 2058-nucleotide messenger RNA. It is a transcript of the gene ZFP37, whose product is annotated as ZFP37 zinc finger protein. The coding region runs from base 3 to 1829 and encodes 608 amino acids. The record is from RefSeq and is a predicted model, not a curated record. Gene Ontology annotation, biological process: regulation of transcription by RNA polymerase II. Gene Ontology annotation, molecular function: DNA-binding transcription factor activity; RNA polymerase II cis-regulatory region sequence-specific DNA binding. NCBI's taxonomy places the organism in Eukaryota, Metazoa, Chordata, Mammalia, Chiroptera, Molossidae. The transcript is spliced from 4 exons.